GUCUCUGUGAAAAGAAUUCCUACUUUGACAGACAUAAGGAGUGACAAAAAUCACAUUGAAAUAGUUUUUACUCUUGACAAUACUCUUUUAAAUCUGAGGAUGUCAAUUCUUGUUUUCACGAGCUUCACACCUUUGUACAGAAUAGUUAUUGCCCAAAAUGAACUUUGAAAUGAGUAGAUUGAAAAUGAGGCUGCUUUUGGAUGCAUGACCCUUGCAGAUUGUUAUUUAAAAGGGAAUCUCUCAAGCCAAGAAAGUACUGGUUAUUUCAGUGGUGAUUCAAGCAGAGAUCAAAAGACAAAGAAGAGGCCUGCACAGAGCAAACCAAGCAGAAGUGGUGAAACUUUCCCAAUAUUGAUUUACAUUGCUACAAGUCAACCAAAUGGAAUUCGCAGAGAAAAAUGAAGAGGUUCCAAAGAACCAUCACAAAUACUUUCAAAGUUUGAAAACACUGCUUCCAAUUCGUCGAAAACCAAAGAACCCCUCUCCUGUUGCAGUAGAUGAUGCUGGACUACUUUCAUUCAUCACAUUCCAAUGGCUGACACCAAUAAUGAUAAAGGCAUCUAAACAGGUACUAACUCAAGAUACAAUUCCCCCUCUCUCCAAGUUCAACUGUUCAGAUGUCAAUGCCAAAAGAUUUAUGCAUCUUUGGGAGAAGGAAGUGGAAAGAGUUGGCAGUAAAAAAGCUUCUUUGGAAAAAGUUGCUGUACGGUUUCAACGAACGAGGCUUCUCAUGAAUCUAAUAUGCACAAUUAUUUGUAUGAUAUGUGGUUUUUUGGGACCGGCAGUGCUGAUUCAUGCUAUCCUCCAAUACGUGGAAGAGAGGUCUGAAAAUCUUGUUUAUGGAAUUGGUCUGUGCUUUGCACUAUUUACAACAGAGCUCUCUAAAAUAUUGUCCUUCUCAGCAUCGUGGGCUAUCAACUAUCACACCGCUAUCCGAUUAAAAGUUGCCAUCGCCACAUCAGCUUUCACUAAGCUGGUUCAUCUUAAAAGCUUAAGCAACAGUUCCAUUGGUGAGGUUAUAAACAUCCUAUCAAAUGACAGCCAUCGAAUAUUUGAAGCUGCUUUGUUUUGUCCUCUUUCAUUUGGUACACCAGUGUUGCUGCUCAGUUGCAUAGUAUAUGCUUAUAUUUUACUUGGACCUACAUCGCUAUUGGGAAUUGUUGUUUAUAUCUUAUUAUUGCCCUUUCAGAUGUUAAUGGCACGAUUAACCAUGGCAUUUCGAAGUAAAGCCAUCAAGCAGACUGAUACUCGUGUGAGAUUAAUGAAUGAAGUAUUGACUCACAUGAAACUAAUAAAAAUGUAUGCAUGGGAAAAAUCAUUUGGACGCUCUAUAAGUGAUGUGCGGAAAAAUGAAAAGAAGAUAUUGGAAAAAGCAGGAUAUGUACAGAGUGUAAAUUCUUCACUUGUUCCAAUUGUCCCAACAUUGGCCACUGUCCUCACAUUCGUUGUGCACACACUCUUGGGGUAUGAGUUGACUGCGUCUGUGGCAUUCACUGUGAUCGCAGUUUUCAACGUAAUGAAAUUUACUUUGGCUGUGGUGCCCUAUUCAGUUAAAGGAUUCGGAGAGGCCAGAGUUUCUUUGAAGAGAAUAAGGAAAAUUUUGGUCAUGGAUCUUCCUGAAGUCUAUGUGAAAACUCAGCAAGACUCACGUUAUGCGGUGCUGAUGGAAAAUGCAUCUCUUUCAUGGAGAAAUGUAAAUGAAAGUGAAGAAAUAUCUGAACCUGUUAACAAGGUCUCAAAAAGAAAAAAUGUUGUUAAUAACAACAAAGUAAAUGAGGCCAAUGUUAAUGGUCAAGUGCCAGAAGAUAACCCUAAAACAUUAAUGACUCUUCAUAACCUUAGCUUCUCUUUGGAAAAGGGUUUGCUUUUAGGCAUUUGUGGAAAUGUAGGAAGUGGAAAAAGCUCUUUAAUAUCUGCUGUGCUAGGACUGAUGAAAUUGCAUCAUGGAACUGUAGCCGUCAAUGGAUCGCUGGCCUUUGUAUCACAACAAGCUUGGAUAUUCCAUGGGACUAUCAGAGAAAACAUUUUAUUUGGAAGGGUGUUUAAUGAGGAAAGGUACAAGAAGAUGAUUGAAGUCUGCAGUCUUGAACAGGACUUGUCCAUGCUCCCCUUUGGAGAUCUAACUGAAGUGGGAGAAAGGGGCAUCAACCUGUCCGGCGGACAGAAACAGCGAAUCAGCAUUGCUCGGGCUGUGUACUCGGAUCAAGAUAUUUACUUACUGGACGAUCCCUUGUCAGCUGUGGAUGCCCAUGUCGCGAAGCACAUCUUUGAGCAGUGUGUCAAAAAGGCACUCAGAGAGAAAACUGUCGUUCUAGUCACUCACCAGCUGCAGUAUUUGGAGCACUGUGAUGAAAUCCUUUUAUUGGAAGAUGGAAAAAUUAAGGAAAAAGGAAAGCACGAGACGCUAAUGAAAGAAAACGGACAUUAUGCCAACCUGAUCAACAAUUAUCAAAUGAACCAACCAAAUGAACCAGAAGAUAACAAAACAAUAUCAUUAAGUUCAGAGAAAGGAAACCUGGAUGGAACUUAUCUCUCCAAAAUAAGAAUGCAAGGCGUGGACAAUGCUGCAUUUGAUAUGAAUGAUGAGAAAAAUGUUGCAAUAGAAGAAAAGAUUGAGAAUGCAAAGGCAGUACAGCAAGAAGGAAAUCCUGAUAAAGUACCAAUAGCACAGCUUGUACAGGAAGAAGAAAAGCAAAUAGGCUCAGUAGCUGGGAAAACCUACAACCAUUAUAUCAUGGCAGGGGGAGGAUAUGUUUUCUUCCUAUUUGUUCUCUUCCUGUUCAUCCUUAUGAUUGGCUGUACAACUUUCAAUGCAUGGUGGCUAAGUUAUUGGAUAUCAGAGGGAUCUGGGCCUGACUGUCUUGCACAAAGGAAUAACACCACUGCAUGGGAUUGCACCAGCAUCACCAACAACCCAAACAUUGAAUUCUAUCAACUGAUCUAUGGAAUGUUCAUUGUUGGUGUAAUCAUUCUGGGCAUAAUUAAAGGAAUUUUCUUCACUAAAUUUGUUUUGAAGGCAUCUUCUACCCUACAUAAUAAUGUCUUUUAUAAGGUUUUACACUGCCCAAUGACGUUCUUUGACACUACCCCAGUUGGAAGGAUUAUUAACCGUUUCUCUAAGGACAUGGAUGAAGUGGAUGUUAGACUACCUUUUCAAGCUGAGAAUUUCAUCCAACAGGUGUUGAUAAUACUCUGCACAUUAGUAACUUUGGCAGCAGUUUUUCCAUACCUGCUCAUCGCAGUGGCAAUCAUUGCCAUAGUAUUUGUUGUAUUUUUCAGGCUUUUUCAAAAUAGUAUCAGAGAAUUGAAAAGAAUAGAAAACAUGAGUGCAUCCCCUUGGUUCUGUCAUAUCACUUCAAGUAUUCAAGGUCUGAGCACAAUACAUGCCUACAAUAAAACAAAUGAUUUUAUUGAACGAUUUAAAGACUUAGCUGAUAGAAAUUCUAGCCAUUUGUUACUGUUCCAUUGUUCCAUGCGUUGGUUUGCCGUGAGAAUCGAUUUCUUCACAGCUCUCACAACCCUCACUGUGGCUCUCUUUGUCAUCUUAAGUCCUGACUCUAUUCCUGCAUCAAAUAAGGGUCUUGCUUUAUCAUAUGCUGUUCAGCUGACGGGAUUGCUCCAAAUGUGCAUACGAAUGGGAAUUGAAACAGAAUCCAGAUUCUUAUCUGUAGAACGAAUAAUGGAAUAUAUACUGACUGGUGUUUCAGAAGGUCCACUUCCUGCUGUCGAGUCAGAUAUUCCAAAGAACUGGCCAACUUGUGGUGCAAUCACAUUUAAGAAUUAUCAGAUGAAAUACAGAGAAAAUACUCCAAUUGUUCUGAAGGGAUUGAAUAUAAAUAUAGAUCCUCGGGAAAAAAUUGGAAUUGUUGGAAGAACAGGAUCUGGGAAGUCAUCAUUGAGUGUUGCAUUGUUCAGACUGGUUGAACCAGUUACAGGAACAAUCCUAAUUGACAACGUUGAUAUUUGCACUGUUGCUCUGGAAAAUCUCCGAAGUAAACUCUCAAUCAUUCCACAAGAUCCAGUUCUGUUUGCCGGUACAGUGAGGUACAAUUUAGACCCUUUUGGGAAGUACAAAGAAGAUGCAAUUUGGGAUGCUCUUGAACAAACUUACAUGAAGGAUAUGGUAUCAAAGCUCCCAAAGAAACUGGAAUCAGAGGUGACUGAAAAUGGAGAAAAUUUCUCUGUUGGUGAGCGCCAGUUACUUUGCAUGGCACGAGCACUCCUGAGGAAUUCAAAGAUAAUAGUUCUGGAUGAAGCUACGGCCUCUAUUGAUUCAGAAACAGAUUCUUUGGUUCAGCACACCAUCAGAGAAGCAUUCAAGGACUGCACGAUACUAACAAUUGCGCAUCGAAUAAACACAGUUCUGGAAUCCAACAGAAUUCUGGUUAUGGAUAACGGAGAGGUGGUGGAAUUUGACACACCAGCCGUGCUGGUACAGAAUCAGAAUUCAGUUUUUACAUCAAUGCUGGCUGCAUCCAACAAAAUGGAAUCAUAAAUGUGCAGAGAUAAUUCAAAUUGUUGGUCCUAAUUUCUACUGAAAGACAUUUUGAUUAGAUCAGAAAAAGGCUGACUCUAAAAAUGACUGUUCUUUUGGAGCUGAAGCCAUUUAUUUGUAUAAAUCAAUCAAUGUAAUAAGCAAACACCUUAGAUAAUCUCAUGUUUCAACUAUUGUAAGGUGAAAAAAAAUAAACUGCUUCAUAGAAUUAUAAUGGUGUGGUGAACUACAUAUACCUGUCUGGACACGCCCCCCCUGCUGACUGCUCCUGUGGCUCCUCCCACUGAUCCCGGUAUAAAGGCGAUUGGAGGCACAGACCCUUCCUCAGUCUCCAGGAUGUUGUGUGAUGGUCACUUGCUGCUUGUUCUUUCUUCCAGCCAAUAAAAGCCUACCUUAA
Messenger RNA from Hypanus sabinus (Atlantic stingray), 4892 nucleotides. It is a transcript of the gene abcc12, whose product is annotated as ATP-binding cassette, sub-family C (CFTR/MRP), member 12. Gene Ontology annotation, molecular function: ATP binding; ABC-type transporter activity; ATP hydrolysis activity. The record is from RefSeq and is a predicted model, not a curated record. Lineage: Eukaryota; Metazoa; Chordata; Chondrichthyes; Myliobatiformes; Dasyatidae. Gene Ontology annotation, cellular component: membrane. Gene Ontology annotation, biological process: transmembrane transport. The coding region runs from base 380 to 4495 and encodes 1371 amino acids. The transcript has 30 exons.